UCAGUUUCUUGCAUGUGAAUAUCGGACCCUGUCCUCAGCCAUUCACCACUACACAGUAGAAAAGGUUAACGCGCACCGCGGAGCGAGAAAAUUGUUUCUUUGAAACAUCGAGUUUAUUUUACCCUGUCGAUUUUACAUCCUGGAUUCGACCGACCCUUUCCCAAUGGAUUUGUUUAUAUUUAAAACUUGUUUUUAGCCCGUGCAAUUUUGUUGCAUUGGGGGGCUGUACACACAAAAGCAACGCAAACUCUUGGUGCGGUGGACAUCGAAGGCCUUGGGACAUUUGGCUCGUUGUGUUGUGCUAUCAUCUUUUUAAAUGUUCGCAAAGGAAAAUAGGUUAAAAAGGAGAACAUCUGGUGUGUUUCUUUUUAAUUAAAGGAAUAUGUUUGCUUCCUGUCUGACUUUUGCACUUCUGGGAACUUUUUGUGCAGGACCAAGCCAUGGAGAGGUGGACACACAGGAGUGCUUGUUCUAUAACAUCAACUAUGAGAUUGAGAAGACCAACCAGAGUGGGGUAGAGCGCUGCGAGGGUGAGAAGGACAAGCGGUCGCACUGCUACGCCUCAUGGCGAAACAACUCGGGUACCAUAGAGCUGGUGAAGAAGGGCUGCUGGCUGGAUGACUUCAACUGCUAUGACAGGCAAGAGUGUGUGGCGACAGAGGAGAAUCCUCAGGUGUUCUUCUGUUGCUGCGAGGGGAACUUCUGCAACGAGAGGUUCACUCACCUGCCUGACAUCAACGGACCAUUGAUCAAGUCGCCUCCCCCCAUGCCCACACUACUCAAUGUGCUGGUCUACUCACUGCUGCCCAUCACCAUGCUCUCCAUGGUCCUGCUGCUGGCCUUCUGGAUGUACCGCCACCGCAAGCCACCCUAUGGCCAUGUGGACAUCAAUGAGGAUCCCGGCCUCGUUCUCCCUCCCUCCCCCCUGGUAGGUCUCAAACCCCUGCAGUUGCUGGAGAUUAAGGCCAGGGGGCGCUUUGGCUGUGUGUGGAAGGCCCAGAUGAUGAACGACUACGUGGCUGUCAAGGUCUUCCCCAUUCAGGAUAAACAGUCGUGGACGAACGAGCGGGACGUGUUCCUAACACCGGGGAUGAAGCACGAGAACCUGCUGCGCUACAUCGCCGCCGAGAAGCGCGGGACCAACCUGGAGAUGGAGCUGUGGCUCAUCUCGGAGUUCCACGAGAGGGGCUCCCUGACGGACUAUCUGAAAGGGAAUGCAAUCAGCUGGACUGAGCUGUGCCACAUCGCUGAGACCAUGGCCUGCGGGUUGGCCUACCUGCACGAAGACGUGCCUCGCUACAAAGGAGAGGGACCCAAACCGGCCAUUGCUCACAGGGACUUCAAGAGUAAGAAUGUGAUGCUGCGGACGGACCUGACGGCCAUCAUCGGGGACUUUGGGCUGGCGGUGCGGUUCGAGCCGGGCAAGCCCCCAGGGGACACUCACGGCCAGGUGGGUACCAGGCGCUACAUGGCGCCGGAGGUCCUGGAAGGUGCCAUCAACUUUCAGCGGGACGCCUUUCUCAGGAUAGACAUGUACGCCAUGGGCCUGGUGCUGUGGGAGCUGGUGUCGCGCUGCAAGGCGGCCGACGGCCCAGUGGAUGAGUACAUGCUGCCGUUUGAGGAGGAGAUCGGCCAGCACCCGUCCCUGGAGGACUUACAGGAGGUGGUGGUCCACAAAAAGAUGAGACCGGUCUUCAAGGACUGCUGGCUCAAACACGUUGGCCUGGAGUCUAUGUGUGAGACGAUAGAGGAGUGCUGGGACCAUGACGCGGAGGCGCGCCUCUCUGCUGGCUGCGUGGAGGAGCGCAUCUCGCAGAUCCGCCGGUUGACCAGCCCCCCUACCUCGGACUGCCUGGUCUCCAUGGUGACCUCUGUCACCAACGUGGACUUGCCACCCAAAGAGUCCAGUAUCUGAGUCUCAACCCGACCACCACCAACCCUCCCAACGCAGAGCGACAAGCAAGCAAGCAUACAAAACAACCACUCGUCGUCUUCGUCUUAAGCCUCAGCGGAUCUCAGAAAAAAACAUGAAUGCAGCUGCUAUUUUAUCCUGAUUUUUUAAUUAUUAUUAAUUAUUAUUAUUUUUAUUUGAUUUCCGAUCAGAUCACUAUUACCAGCACACUUCUUCUAUACUGUUUUUUUUAUCAAUACAGGACAAAAAAGCUAAAUGGACAUCUCAAAAGCGCAUUCAGGUGCCGACUUAUGAAUGCUGACAAGGUGCAGGUACCUCAGAUGUUUUCAGCUCUCAGUAGUUUCUUUGGGUUUAGUUUAUUCCUCUUUUUCUGUUUUCUGGACAGGAUUGCCUGUGACAGAACCAACUCACCCACCAACCAAGCAACCAUCUACCACGUUGGACAAUACAACAAUGCUGCAUAAACCUUGUAGGAACAUUAAGACUGUUACACACAACUAACCUUCCUCAAGGGAUUUUAGUUUUCAGAAAACGUUUCCUUUCCGACAGCGUGUCCCAUACAAACCUUCGGAACUAACGGGUGUCUCUAGAACACAGGGCAAAGUGGAAAACAACUGGACUCAUUUCUUUUAGUUUUUUUCUGUGUUCAGACUGGUGACUAUGGAUGGGGUUGGCUACAGCAUUCUUGUGAGUGCAUGUUGAAAAGUUCAAAAGGAAAUGGCUUACAUUCAGAGAUUGGACAACACAUCAUCUGGAUAGUGCGUUUGGUAUGGAACUACUUCUCAGGUAACCAGUCUCAAGGGGCAGGAGAUGUUGAUUUGAGGUGAUAUCGCAACGCGUCCCGUAAAGUAGGGCGAGAGCCACAACUGCCGCCCUUGAGUGGUUGGCGGGGGCAAACUUUAGUGGGGGGUGCUUUUCUGACUUGGUUCAGAGCCUUUUUAUCUGAGAUCAAAAUGGAGUCUAAACAUAGAACGUGCCCAAACCACAAAAACACACAAUCGGUGCAAGACCCUGGGGAAGAUAUGUAUGCAUUUUUGGGUGGGUGUGUUUGCGUGCGACUACUUGUGCAGUGAGAGUGACUGUGUGUGUGUGUGUGUAGCGGAGAGGGAUGGAGAUUAAGACCAUACAAAGUUUCAGCCGUAAACAUCUGAAGAUAAAUGUAUUUUUGUUCAGGUUUUUUUUCUCCUCCUUUAUUUCAGUCAGUAGAUUGGACAUUGGGAGCUAAGGACUGAGACUCUUCUCCACAGAGGCCCAUCCUAGGCCUCAGCAAAAGCCUAUAUCCUUCAUUUAGUGUUGAGCGGGAGGGAAUACAGUUGAAUCAUCACUGCCUGGUCCCUUUGUUAUUUACCUCUUUCGCACAGGGACCAAACUAUGUUUGUACCGGGUAGGUCCUGCAUUGUAGAACUGUUUUUGACAGGGCACCGAGCGUAACAAGCGGUUUAAACUUAACUUCAUUACGAUUAGGUACACGUUCUCAUUAAUUAGAAGGGAAAAAAGAAACUGAAAACGAACAUGGAACUUUUUUUGUCUUAAAAGUGGCACGCAAGAAACCACAUUUCCGUAUGCCAUAAUGUAACAGUGAAUGUCCACAAUGCUGCUGUUUCAAUUCAAAGAUGAAUAUAUUUCUGUGUUCCUUUUUUUCUGUGCAUUACACGUGCAACUCUCAGUAGUAAAGGAAACAUGCAUAAAACAGCAAAAGUCAUGUCUACCAACGUACAAGGCUUCCGAGGUGAACAAUAAAAUCUAGUAGAGAAAACAUAAAACGAAACGCAAAAAAAACAAAAAACAUUAAUGAACCACAGACCACCUCAAACCAGAAAUACCUCAGAUUUUUCUACGUGUAUGAGUUCUGUUAUAUAUUUUGUUAGUUGUGUUGACUUGUAUUAAGUAUAUUUUAAUGUGAGUUUUUUUGGCUUAUAUGAUUAGGGAGUUUUGGAAAAAUAGUGCUACCGCAACAUGUUGUAUAAAUGAAAGAAAAUAGUGUAAAUAGCUGUAUACAGUUGUAGUAUUCUACCAAUAUAUGACACCUAGGCAUUAUUCAUGAUUUGUGCUGCCCCCCCCCUCUCCGUUACCUAAAGGGACAUUGAACCUUGUAUUUGAUUUUCCUCCCAGAAAAACAAAUAUCCACCCACCACCACCACCGUGUCUCACCUGUAAUAUUUUUGCAUACCCCAGGAUAUACCUUGGGUUUGUCAUUGCUUUUAAAAUGUAUUUUAAUGACUUAUCCCAUUCCUCUAUAAAAGAAGAAAGCAUUUAUACAGAAAAGACAAAUUGAGAACUGAGAUACCAUUGAAUUUCCUUAUACAAAGCAACGCAUCUCCAAAUUAGUUUCUCGAUUUAUAGCGUUCUAACUUUUUAAAGCAUAGUCAUAUUUUUAUGAAAUUGUUCUCAAUUGAUGAUUGAUUUGAUAGCGCCUUUGGGGGGGGGGGGUGUCCCUGGAUUUUCAUCUCCUUUCCUCACACAUUGACUGAUGAGACACCAUGGCGGCGGCUUCAGCACCUUAGCACUACAUCCUACAGACGAGAGCUUUAAGUUUUAUUCACGGUGUCAUACGUUCUUAAGGUUCUACAUCGUUUACCAGUGUUCCGCAUGUGUGUAAGUGGAACCAUGUGCGCAGGGUCUUUCAGGGUGUUUUAGGGAUACCCAUGGAGAAGUGAGAGCAUUGAGACACUCAUGACUUCAAUCUCUUGUCAUCAUGAACCCCAGUGAUUGAUGUGGGCCUGCAGAUCGCUGUGAUACAGCUGCUUUGAGUAGGAAAACCACAGCUAGCUUCAUUUGAGCUUUUGGGCUUAGGAAACUUGAACAUGUAUUUAGGUCUGUUAAGAGACUACUUUUCAAGGAGCCCCACUUUCUCUGUAAUAUUUGCCAAGAGGGUAAGAAAAUAAUGUAUCAUUCUGCCUUGGUCGCUUGUUUAGCACUUUUUAGUUUCUUUGGAUCGACUCCCCACCAUUUUAUCAUUAACCAGAAUUGAGGUAUUCUUGCUUUGAUUUCAAUGGCCUGUUAGCAAAUCGGGGUUAUGUUUGUGUCAAAUUAUCAGGUUAGUGUUUGAUGUCUAUCUUUUCAGGAAGCUUAUUGUAACACUAUGGUUUACAGUAUUUCUGCUAUAACUGUAAUGGGAUCAAGAAAUUGCAAGUUUGGAUAUAAAUGUAGCAAGCAAUAUCUACAGCAAUAGUCCUACAUAUUGUUUCUGGUAUGACAGAAUAACCUCAUAGGUACCGCAAUAGGCCCUUGAGCUAGCGACCAACCAAAACAUCUUGUUCAAGAUGCGCUUUGUUGUCAAGAGGAAGGUUGGUGGGUUUGCUGAUCCCCAAGUCAUGGUCAUAAUGCUUGUUGAGUUAUGAUAGGUUUACCUUCAGUUAUAGACCUUUGACCAUGAAAAACAUGUAGCCAAAUCUUUGCACCUAAGUUUGAAAGAAGGGGAACCAAAGUCUUUCUUUUUUUCUAUAUUUGAGAGAAUUGUAAUGUGUCCCCACUCUCACUUUCUGUUUAUGUGGAACAGCGGAGACUAAAUCCUUCUGUUCUAUGAUCCUUAGACUUUGAUUUGAGACACUAGACAAAAUAAUCUGACGUUUUUUCCUUGCUUUGACAUUUUUGCCACCUUUUCCAGAGCAAAGUGGAUUAAUUUGAUGGGGAGGGAGUGUCAGUGCAGGUAGUAAGGUCUACAAAAGUGAGUUGUUAGACUUCUAAAUUAAAAGCUCUAAAGUUUCUUUCCAAAUAGUGGCCUGUUCCACUCUCAGCAUUACAUUUGUUGUGCGGUCUUAAGGGUUUAAUUCUUUCAGUUUUUUUUGGGGGGGGGGGGGUCACUGUUAUGAUGAAUUAUGCAAUACCAAUCGGUGGUUUUAAAGUUUUAGCCACAAUGUGAAAGGCAAGUAUUACUCUGGUCUUUCAUCAUUGUCUGGGUUUUUACUCUGGUGCCAUUUUAAUGAUUCUACCGUCACUCUAGUUUAGUCUUAUCUGAGAGCAGAGGGAUGGGAGCUGGACUUCUUAACACAUCUUUCCAAAUGAAUAUUUUAGCUUUAGUACAUUGGACAUAUAGGGUAAAAUCAGUGAUCUAUUAUUACCAAUACUCUCACAUUUGGGUUCAUGAUGACAAAGCUGAAGUCUUGGAAUACAAACAGCAUGUAAUAUCAGUAACAUUGCUAUUGCUGGAGCUUUGGACUAAAAUCCUGAGGUGUUCUGAUGCUGUGCCUUUUAUUUUCCUCAUCGUCGUUGCUGAAGCCACUGCUGCGGCGCCCCUCUUGUUUGUUUGUUUGUUAUUAGUAACUGACAAAAAAUGCUAUAUAUAUUAAUCUAUA
This is a messenger RNA of Oncorhynchus gorbuscha (pink salmon), 6207 nucleotides long. Its product is annotated as activin receptor type-2B-like. Gene Ontology annotation, biological process: protein phosphorylation; cellular response to growth factor stimulus; activin receptor signaling pathway. Gene Ontology annotation, molecular function: activin receptor activity; ATP binding; activin binding. Lineage: Eukaryota; Metazoa; Chordata; Actinopteri; Salmoniformes; Salmonidae. Gene Ontology annotation, cellular component: plasma membrane; activin receptor complex. The record is from RefSeq and is a predicted model, not a curated record. Bases 383 to 1915 code for a protein of 510 amino acids. The transcript has 11 exons.